Molecule: messenger RNA, 507 nt
Organism: Coffea eugenioides
Lineage: Eukaryota; Viridiplantae; Streptophyta; Magnoliopsida; Gentianales; Rubiaceae
Exons: 1
Coding region: 1-507 (168 amino acids)
Source: RefSeq, a predicted model, not a curated record
AUGACGGAUAUUUUAGAGCGAUUAGCAGAGCGAGAAGGUCAAGGACCUAUUAAUCAACCUGGGGCUCAAGAUAGAGGGGAUGAUAGGGCUUUGGAGAGAUUUUUGAAAUUUGUUUCGCCUAAGUUUAUCAGAGGACCUGACCCUGAGUUAGCGGAAAAUUGGUUGGAGAGAAUGAUCAAUAUAUUUGCCGCCCUAGACUAUACUGAAGAGAGACGAGUGAACUUUGCUGUCUUUCAAUUUGAGGGUGUAGCACGUGCUUGGUGGGAUGUGAUUAGGGGAAAAUGGGAAAGAGCACAGACCCCUUGGAUCUGGGAAAACUUUACCCGAGAGUUUAAUAAGAAAUUUCUCCCACCCUUGAUUCAAGAGAAAAUGGAGGAUGAAUUUAUAAAGUUGAGACAGGGGAUUUCUAGCGUGGCUGAAUAUGAAGGAAAAUUUAUUAAGAUUUCUAAGUAUGCUCCGGAAUUGGUGACUAAUGAGCGGAAAAGGAUAAAACGCUUUGUGCAAUGA